AUGGCCAAUACACGACUUCACAGUAGAAUUCCUGAAAAAAUUUAUGCAUUACUCCCUACUCAUACAUGGGAAGAAUUUAAUGAAAAAAUUUUUACUGGAGCAUGCCUUGUCGUGGCAGAAGGAUUAGUAUUUGAUAUUAAUAAAUGGAUAAGGGUUCAUCCUGGUGGACAAAGAAUUUUACGCAGAGUGAUUGGAACAGAUAUUACCAACGAUUUCUUUUUUGAUCCAAAUGUACAAAUGUCCAUUACCAAAACCUUUGAUAAAGAGGAUAAACUUUUAAAUGCAUUACCUACAGAAGCUUCAUUACAAGAUGGUAACAUUCCAUUGAAGCGUAAGAAAAUUGCUUCUUAUGUUCCAAAAUCAGCUGCAAUGACAAUUGAUAUGAUUAAUUGUGUAACCUUUAAAAACACUCGAGUUGCAAUGCACAGACAUUCUAAAUUUGCAACUUCUAGAUUAGCAACUAUGAUCGUAGGGCGCAUUAUUGAUUAUGAGCAUGAAAAGUUUGAGAACCCAAUUAUUGAUGGAAUAAUUCCAUAUACAAAUAAAACAAUUGAAGUACCAAAAAUUCCUGCAAUUGUAUUUAGAAGAUACAUUCUUAUAAAUGUCGAAGAAGUUACAAGAUAUGAUACCGAAAAUCCUGUUAAAAAAUUUACUUUCCAAAUCAUUCAUCCAUUUGAUAAAUUACCAAAAAUUUUACCCGGUGAUUAUAUUGAAGUUAUGAGCUAUUCAAACAAGACAACUAUUGUUCGACAAUAUACAGCACUUAAAGGACCCAACGAAAAUACCUUUUCAAUUAUUGUAAAGAUUUAUAAAGAUGGUGUUAUGUCCCAACAUUUGCAUAGGCAACUCAAAAAUUUUGAGAUCGCUGUUCGAAGGCCAUUUGAUGUUUCUGACCGAAUUGUACCGACUUCAUCUAUCAUUCCAAACUUUGAACCAACAGGUUUACGAUAUAGAUCGUCUACACGUCAUGGUACACAAACAUUUUCGGUUGUUAACAGUAGGUUACGACCUGCAACAGCAACAGAAAGUGAAAGCGAAAAAGAUUCUCCAACACAACCAAGACUUUUAAUGAAUCAUAGAAGAGAUGAUAAAUGUUGGGAUUGUCUAUUCCUUAUCUGCGGGGGUACAGGCAUAACACCUGGACUUCAAUUGAUCCAAUAUCACCUGGAUCAAGCAGAAGAAUUAAGUGCUGAAUUUAAAAUUCAUCUACUAUUUUCAAAUAAUUCAAUUGAAGAUAUUAUCAGUUAUAACUACCUUUUGUAUCUUCAAGAACAGAGUGAUGAAAAAUUAACAAUAGAUUUUGUUCUGACAAAAGCACCACCAUCAUGGGAUGGCUAUGUGGGACAUAUUGAUGACAAUGUAUUGUACCAUUGGAUGAGUAAUAAUUACAAAAUUGAACAACCGCCGGAAAUUUCAAACAUUUCACGGUCACCCACAUCCUAUCGGAAUAACUACACGAGUGAAAUUGAUUUUGAAGAUACAUCUGAUGAUGAAGAAUUUGGAGAUACUUCAUUAACUCGAGGGCAUUCUAUUAUAUCAAAUAGAGGAACAAAUACACGACCACCAACAAGUGUAUUGUUGAAAAUGCAUGAGAGACAAGAAUAUAUAAAUCUUUUGACAAAAGAUGAUUCACAGGAAUUAAGGGUCAUGGUUUGUGGACCUCAACCUAUGAUGGAUAGCAUCAGAAUAAGCCUAGGAAAGCUAGGAUUUCCUGAUGAAAAAUGUUUACCAAGUCACCAAGUUAGUCAAGUACCAAAAUUAAAAAAUGAUUUAUAUGCUUUGUAA
This is a messenger RNA of Dentiscutata erythropus, 1785 nucleotides long. The record is from the annotation of a GenBank genome assembly. NCBI's taxonomy places the organism in Eukaryota, Fungi, Glomeromycota, Glomeromycetes, Diversisporales, Gigasporaceae.